This is a messenger RNA of Mytilus trossulus (common blue mussel), 392 nucleotides long. RefSeq lists its product as uncharacterized. The transcript has 4 exons. The record is from RefSeq and is a predicted model, not a curated record. NCBI's taxonomy places the organism in Eukaryota, Metazoa, Mollusca, Bivalvia, Mytilida, Mytilidae. The coding region runs from base 87 to 392 and encodes 101 amino acids.
AGAUUUAAGUCAUUUAAAGUACUCCUUUAACGAUUCCGGUUUUUGAGAAAGACGGGACACAUUGGUGCUCUACUUUGUCAUACACUAUGGCACGGAUCGUCACUGAAGAUAUUGAAGCAGUUAUACGACAUUACCAUAGAAUCGGAUAUACACACACAAUAAUUUGUCAUCUUUUAAACCAGCGACAUGCUGUUCCUAUGAAAUAUGAAUAUCUGAAAAGAAAGGUGUUACCAAGGUUAGGACUUAACAAUAGAAGAGGAGUUUCAAAGUUGACAGAUUUUGAUAUUGUGUUAUCUACUAUUGAGAGGGAAAUGGGUUUGAAAGAGGAUAUCAGCAUUGCAGACAUGCAUCAUCGUUUGAAAGUCAAUUAUGGCUUUGUUGUCAGACGGUAA